Messenger RNA from Hordeum vulgare subsp. vulgare (domesticated barley), 668 nucleotides. Its product is annotated as probable inactive receptor kinase At1g27190. The record is from RefSeq and is a predicted model, not a curated record. Gene Ontology annotation, biological process: protein deubiquitination; proteasome-mediated ubiquitin-dependent protein catabolic process. Gene Ontology annotation, cellular component: proteasome regulatory particle, lid subcomplex. Gene Ontology annotation, molecular function: proteasome binding; metallopeptidase activity; protein binding. NCBI's taxonomy places the organism in Eukaryota, Viridiplantae, Streptophyta, Magnoliopsida, Poales, Poaceae. The coding region runs from base 156 to 668 and encodes 170 amino acids. The transcript is spliced from 3 exons.
CGCCGCAGGUGAAGGAAAGAAAAGAGGGCGUGAUAAAUAUAGCCCGCGUUGUCCUCGUCGUCGAUAAUUCCUUGGUCCUGGACGGCCAGAUUGGUACGCCAACGCGACUUGUACGAUCAGAUCAAAUCUUGCGAGCGAGGACAACCGGCAGAUCCAUGGACAACCACAUGCUUCCUGGCCUGCUGGCCGCCACCGGCCUCCCCGAGCCGGCCGCCGACGCGCCGCUCCCCGACUCGUCAGAGCAGAUCUACAUCGCCCCCGUCGCGCUCCUCAAGAUGCUCAAUCACGUGCGCGCCGGGGUGCCGAUGGAGGUGAUGGGGCUGAUGCUGCAGGAGUUCUUGGACGAGUACACGGUGACGGUGGUGGACUUGUUCGCAAUGCCGCAGAGUGGCACGGGCGUGAGCGUGGAGGCCAAUGGAGGUGAUGGGGCUUCUCCACCGGCACAAGAGUCGCCGCCGCAGGUGUUGCUGUUGCAUCCGGCGACGCGGGGGGGCGUCGGUGCGGCGGAGUUCGGGCGGCGGGCGAAGGAGCUCGGGCGGGUGCGGCGCCCGAAUGUGGUGGCGGUGCGGGCAUACUUCCAGGCCAAGGAGGAGCGGCUGCUGGUGUACGACUACUACCCCAACGGCAGCCUCUUCUCCGUCGUCCAGGGUCAGUACACUCGUCUUUAG